Molecule: messenger RNA, 1346 nt
Organism: Helianthus annuus (common sunflower)
Lineage: Eukaryota; Viridiplantae; Streptophyta; Magnoliopsida; Asterales; Asteraceae
Product: probable sugar phosphate/phosphate translocator At5g05820
Exons: 4
Coding region: 269-1195 (308 amino acids)
Cellular component (GO): Golgi apparatus
Molecular function (GO): antiporter activity
Source: RefSeq, a predicted model, not a curated record
CUCUGCAAAUUCUCCCUCUUUCUUACCGUUACCAAGUCAACCUCGCGCCUUCUUCAACCCAACCCAACCCUUCCCUUCCCUUCUCUCUCAUCACUCAAUAUUGACUUUUAAUCCCUCCUCAGAUCCACCCAAAACCCUCACCAAACACCCUCAGAUCUCCUUCAUCUCUUUCAAUCUCCAAAAUCCCAUGUAAACCCACCAAUCUUUUCCAAAACCCACCAAAACCCACAAACAAUUUCCCCCAAUUUUGUUCUUUUCCCCCAAUUUCAUGAAAGGAGCCACUAACACUAAGUGGGUCACCAUUGGUCUUGUCUCUUCAUGGUAUGCAUCCAACAUUGGGGUCUUGUUGCUCAACAAGUUCUUGUUGAGUAACUAUGGGUUCAAAUACCCAAUCUUUCUUACCAUGUGUCAUAUGACUGCUUGUUCUUUGCUUAGUUAUGUUGCCAUUGUCUGGUUCAAAACGGUGCCGUUGCAGACUGUUAGGUCUAGGGUUCAGUUUUUGAAGAUCUGUGGGUUGAGUUUGGUGUUUUGUGCAUCGGUUGUUAGUGGGAAUGUGUCGUUGAGGUAUCUUCCGGUGUCGUUUACGCAGGCGGUGGGUGCGACAACGCCGUUUUUUACCGCGGUUUUUGCGUAUGUUAUGACUAUGAAGAAGGAGGCUUGGUUGGUUUAUUUGACUCUUGUGCCUGUGGUUACUGGUGUUGUUAUUGCUAGUGGGGGUGAACCAAGUUUCCAUUUAUUUGGUUUUAUUAUGUGUCUUGGGGCUACAGCUGCAAGGGCAUUAAAAUCAGUUCUUCAAGGGAUUUUGCUAUCCUCCGAAGGAGAAAAGCUGAAUUCCAUGAACCUUUUGCUGUACAUGGCACCCGUAGCGGUUGUGAUCUUGCUUCCCGCAACGUUAAUAAUGGAAGAUAAUGUGGUCGGGAUAACCAUCGCUCUUGCCCGAAAAGACGUCAAUAUCGUUUGGUACCUUCUCUUCAAUUCCGUUGUAGCAUAUCUUGUCAAUUUGACAAAUUUCUUGGUUACCAAACACACGAGCGCGUUAACUCUCCAGGUUUUGGGAAAUGCAAAAGGAGCGGUAGCGGUUGUUAUCUCGAUUAUGAUAUUUAAGAAUCCUGUAUCGGUGACGGGAAUGUUGGGUUAUUUGCUGACGGUGCUGGGGGUGAUAUUGUACAGUGAAGCCAAGAAAAGGUCGAAAUAAACGUCGCGUGUAUUAUUGUUCAAUUUUUUGAUUGAUGAACAUUGAUCUCCAUUUCUUGUAUACCAUUAUGACUUUACAGUUAAUAUUGUUGUUGUAUACGUACCCUUAAAAAAUGUCAAUAAACAUAAAUACGCGCUUAUGUUGUUGGUGA